Messenger RNA from Eucalyptus grandis, 1502 nucleotides. RefSeq names its product fructose-bisphosphate aldolase 6, cytosolic. The transcript has 3 exons. NCBI's taxonomy places the organism in Eukaryota, Viridiplantae, Streptophyta, Magnoliopsida, Myrtales, Myrtaceae. Gene Ontology annotation, biological process: glycolytic process; fructose 1,6-bisphosphate metabolic process. The record is from RefSeq and is a predicted model, not a curated record. Bases 104 to 1180 code for a protein of 358 amino acids. Gene Ontology annotation, molecular function: fructose-bisphosphate aldolase activity. Gene Ontology annotation, cellular component: cytosol.
GCCGAAAAAUGCACUAUAUCAACCCCACCCCCAACCCCCAACCCCCAUUAUCUCGUCCUCUCUACCCGCUACUCGCCCCCGCUCUCCGACCGCAGCCGAGAUCAUGUCUUGCUACAAGGGAAAAUAUCACGACGAGCUCAUCGCCAAUGCCGCCUACAUCGGCACUCCGGGCAAGGGGAUCCUCGCCGCCGACGAGUCCACCGGCACCAUCGGCAAGCGGUUCGCGGCCAUCAACGUCGAGAACGUCGAGACCAACCGCCGCACCUACCGCGAGCUCCUUUUCUGCACCCCCGGAGCCCUCCAGUGCCUGAGCGGCGCCAUCCUCUUCGAGGAGACGCUGUUCCAGAAGACCGCCGACGGCAAGCCCUUCGUCGAGGUCCUCCAGGAGGGCGGCGUCCUCCCCGGCAUCAAGGUCGACAAGGGCACCGUCGAGCUCGCCGGGACCAACGGCGAGACCACCACUCAGGGGCUCGACGGCCUCGCCCAGCGCUGCCAGCAGUACUACGCCGCCGGAGCCCGCUUCGCCAAGUGGCGCGCCGUCCUGAAGAUCGGCGCGGCCGAGCCCAGCCAGCUCGCGAUCAAUGAGAACGCCAACGGCCUGGCUCGCUACGCCAUCAUCUGCCAGGAGAACGGCCUGGUCCCGAUCGUCGAGCCCGAGAUCCUCGUCGACGGCGACCAUGACAUCGACCGCAGCGCCGACGUUACGGAGCGUGUGCUCGCGGCUUGCUACAAGGCGCUCAAUGAUCACCACGUGCUCCUGGAAGGGACGCUUCUGAAGCCGAACAUGGUGACUCCCGGAUCGGAUUCCGCCAAGGUGCCGCCGGAGGUAGUGGCGGAGUACACCGUCAGGGCUCUGCAGCGGACGGUGCCACCUGCGGUCCCGGGUAUAGUGUUCCUCUCCGGAGGGCAAAGCGAGGAGGAGGCAACGGUGCAUCUUAACGCGAUGAACAAAAUUGAAGGUAAAAAACCAUGGACGCUCACGUUCUCUUAUGGAAGAGCGCUUCAGCAGAGCACCCUGAAGGCGUGGGCCGGGAAGGAGGAGAAUGUGGAGAAGGCGAGGGAGGCUUUUCUGGCGAGGUGCAAGGCCAACUCUGAGGCUACUUUGGGGGCUUACAGCGGCGAUGCUGGUUCGGUCGAAGGUGCUUCAGAGAGUCUCCAUGUGAAGGAUUACAAGUAUUGAGUACCGAGUACGAGUGAUUUUAUUGCUUCUCUUUUUGUUCGUUCUGUUCCUAAUAGUUGCUUCAGAAACACCGACUGUUGGGCAAGCAGAUCAUAGUCAAUUGUCCAAUUUUUGUUUACUGAUGAAUUGCAUUUCAUGGUGAGUUUCCAUAGAGCCUCAUGUAAGAAUUGAGGUUUCUAUAUAUAGAUACAUGAACCUAGGUGUUAAUAAGUAUGUUUUUAUGGUCUGCUGUAACACCAUGUGCAAUGUGGAUGGUGUCUGAGUGGCAAAAGUAGCCCCCAUCCUCUGAUACUAAAUCAAUUGAUGAGAUUGAGUUCUUGAA